Messenger RNA from Pyrus x bretschneideri (Chinese white pear), 1217 nucleotides. RefSeq names its product NDR1/HIN1-like protein 13. Gene Ontology annotation, cellular component: plasma membrane. NCBI's taxonomy places the organism in Eukaryota, Viridiplantae, Streptophyta, Magnoliopsida, Rosales, Rosaceae. The transcript has a single exon. Bases 172 to 978 code for a protein of 268 amino acids. The record is from RefSeq and is a predicted model, not a curated record.
UCUUAACAUUGUGUGAGGUGGAAGCAUCAUCCCCCUAUUUUUUUGGUUCCUUCAUUCUCUUUCCCUUCUCAUCCUUCACCCUCCUCCAUCUUCUUCUCUCUCCAAAACCUCACAAUUUCAACACCAAUCCAGACCCUCUCUCUCAAAUCCAAAUCCAACCCAUUUCUCGCCAUGACAGACAGAGUUUACCCAUCUUCCAAACCCACCGCCAAUGGCGGCGCCGCCGCCGCACCCGCCGCCGCAACCACCGCCGGUACCACAGCCAACCCACCAAGUACCAAACCCCAACCCAGACAGCCAUACCGCCCGAAACCCCAGUACCACAACCGUCGCCACCGCCGGAGCAGCCGUAAUUUAUGCUGUUGCUGCUGCUUCUGGUCCUUCCUCAUCCUCAUAGCCCUCGCCCUCCUCGCUGCCAUAGCUGGAGCCGCGGUCUACAUCCUCUACCGCCCCCACCGCCCCGAGUUCACCCUCACGUCCGUCCGCAUUGCGAAGUUCAACCUCACCACCACCGCCGACUUCUCGACCUCCCACCUCACCACGCUCUUCAACCUCACCCUCACCUCCGAAAACCCCAACAACCACCUCACGUUCUCCUACGAUCCCUUCAAUCUCGUCCUCUCCACCACCAGAGACGUCCAAGUCGCAAACGGGUCGAUCCCGGCGUUCACGAGCGCCACGAAGAACAGCACCUUCUUCCGCUCCGUACUGUCGACGUCGCAGGAUCUCGACGUCGAGUCGGUGAAGUCGCUGAGAUCGGAUCUGAGGAAGCAGAGCGGGGUGGCGCUGAAGCUGCAGGUGGACACCGAAGUGAAGGUGUCGAUGGGGAAGCUGAGGAGCAAGAAGGUGGGGAUUAGGGUUACGUGUGAAGGAAUCAAAGGGGUUGUACCAAAAGGUAAGACACCGUCGGUGGCUUCCGUUGCCAACGCCAAGUGCAACGUUGAUCUUCGGAUCAAGAUCUGGAAAUGGACCUUUUAAUUACUUUUAUUUUCUUUAUUACUUAAAUCGUGGGUUUUUCGAGGGGGGAUUUGUAAACUUUUGAGAAGGAGGAUUAAAAAGAUAAAACAAAAUGGUGAUCACAAGAAAAAUUAAGUAGGAUUUGGGGUUCAAAUUAGAAUCCAUCUCUUCUUUUUUCUUUUUUCUUUUCAAUACUUUUUGGGGAUUGUAAGUGAUGAAUUUGGCUUUUUUAUGGCAAUUAAUUUUCAUAUUAUUUUCUA